This is a messenger RNA of Cyphellophora attinorum, 1782 nucleotides long. RefSeq names its product Glutamate--tRNA ligase. Gene Ontology annotation, molecular function: glutamate-tRNA ligase activity; zinc ion binding; tRNA binding. The coding region runs from base 1 to 1782 and encodes 593 amino acids. The transcript has 2 exons. Lineage: Eukaryota; Fungi; Ascomycota; Eurotiomycetes; Chaetothyriales; Cyphellophoraceae. Gene Ontology annotation, biological process: glutamyl-tRNA aminoacylation. The record is from RefSeq and is a predicted model, not a curated record.
AUGCGCCCGCGAACAGCCGGAUCAAUUCGGUCGUCUUUCUGGACUUGCGAUUCAUGCCGAUCGAGCCUGAGCAAAAGACGCGUCGCUCAGCAGCCUACUCACUCCGUGAAGAGGCCGCUGAGCUCGUCGCAACGUCUAUACCGCGGCAAGCUGCCUGAUACUCCGGCUCGUACCAGGUUCGCACCUAGUCCGACUGGGAAUCUGCAUCUAGGUUCUAUCAGAACCGCGUUGUUCAACUAUCUGUUGGCUCGGAAGACGAAAGGUCAAUUUCUGCUUCGGCUCGAAGACACAGACCAGAAGCGGACUCUGCCGGUGCCGAAGAGAAGCUAUAUCAAGAUCUUCAGUGGGCUGGUCUACAAUGGGAUGAAGGUAGGUCCUGUAGUCGGCGGUCCAUUUGGUCCGUAUCGCCAGUCCGAGCGUUUGCAUUCAUAUCAAGCCCACUUGAAAGGUCUGGUGCAGAGCGGGCAUGCCUAUCACUGCUUCUGCACCCCCGAGCGCCUGGACGAGCUGAACCGACGUAGACACGAUCUUGGUCUUGAGCUAGGCUAUGAUCGCAAAUGUGCUGCUAUUGACCCGGAACAGGCUCACGACAGAGCUGUAGCUGGUGAAGCACAUGUGGUACGAUUUCGAGCGCCUGACCGCUGGCCACGAUACAACGACCUGGUCUUUGGAAACUCCGGUCAUGGCGACAAAGGCAACAAGAAGCUGUACUCCGACGCUCCAGUCUGGGAAGAUGCCAUUCUGCUCAAGAGGGAUGGUUUCCCAACUUACCACUGGGCCAAUGUCUGUGACGAUCACGAUAUGAACAUCACACAUGUGGUAAGAGGGUCUGAAUGGAUGUCCUCAACCCCUCUGCACGUCGCCAUGUACGAAGCGAAAAGCUGGAAGCCGCCCAUCUACGCACAUGUACCACUACUCGUCGAUUCGAACAAGCAGAAGCUUAGCAAGCGCAACUUUGACAUUGACAUCGCGUCCUAUCAAGUCCGGGGUAUAUUCAAAGAGGCUCUAAUCAAUUUCACAGCCCUGCUCGGCUGGUCACAUCAGGGCAAGAAUGAUGUGUUCAAUCUGCAAGAACUGGAAGAGGCUUUCGAUCUCAAGAUCACAAAAGGUAACACUAUCGUCGCCUUCGGGAAGCUGCAGUAUCUGCAAGAGCAGCAUGCUCGUCGACGGAUCAGCGCUGGUGGUGAACCUUUCGAGCAGAUGAUCCGUGAUGUUUCUGUUGCACUUCUGGAAAGGUUCGGCGCCGGAAAGGUCGUCAACCUCGUCGGCAAAAGGGACCUUCGCGAUGUGGUUGCGAACAUGCUGCAGGCAGAUUCUCUGCCCUAUCGCUCCGCUGCCGAGUUCGCUGAGCAAUGUUCGAUUUUUGCUGAGGUGCCACGACUGUCGAAGCCUGAUGUGAAGGAUGUGGAAUUGCACAAAGAGCUGUCCGUCGCUGCAUCGACCCUGACGCUUGUGCCGGAUGCCGAGUGGACGUAUCAGACGCACGCGGAGAGUCUAAAACAGCUUGACUUUGCGAAAGGCCCAGAUGCUGAUACGGCAGACAGAAAGAAGUGGAAGACAGAAUUGUAUCAUUACCUGCGCUGGGCUCUGCUUGACGGCGCCCGAGGACCCAGUAUGCCGCAUAUCAUGGCGAUACUAGGCCGUGAUAUCUGUGUCGAAAGGAUUGCACGAGCCGCUAAAGAGACGCGGCUUGCUACUCAGACAGAGUCGAAUGCAUCGAGUCGGCCAGACGUUACCACUACGGCAUUCAAGUCGGCUGCGUGGCCUCCAACUUCUCCUUGA